Messenger RNA from Caenorhabditis remanei, 690 nucleotides. RefSeq lists its product as uncharacterized. The record is from RefSeq and is a predicted model, not a curated record. Bases 1 to 690 code for a protein of 229 amino acids. The transcript has 4 exons. NCBI's taxonomy places the organism in Eukaryota, Metazoa, Nematoda, Chromadorea, Rhabditida, Rhabditidae.
AUGCAGCUCCUUCUUUUUCUUUCCCUUUUUGUAACCACCGUAUCCAUAUUAUACGGUGGCGGUGGUAGAGAUCGCUUUGACGAUGACAGUAUUGACUAUAGUCAUGAGCACCGUCCACGUCCCCAUAGACCACGCCCCCAUAGACCACACCCACCUAGAGAGAUAACCAAGUGCCCGGAUUCCUGGAUUCUAUUCAAAAGGCCUCAAGGGAAUUGGUGUGUUAAUGUUUUCUCAAAUGCUCAAACCUGGCAAAGUGCUGAUGAUAUGUGUAAGGUCUACGGUGGAGUGUUGACUGGUUUACAGACAAAUGAGGAGAGGUUAAAGCUGGCUGAAAAAGCACGUCUUAUCACCGCACCACUAAGUUCUGUUGGAUCCAAUGUUUGGUUAGGAGCCAAAAGGAAACCAGAAUGUCCGAGAUUAGGAGUCUGUCCGAAACCAGAUACAUUCUAUUGGACAGAUGGGGCAACAACGGGAACUGAAGGUUUUGGAUUUGCUUUUACACAACCUGAUGGGCAAGUCAAAGGAGCAUUUGGAGUACAAGCAUGCGCUGCUAUGGUUGUAUUUUCGAGUGGUUACGGUACCGGAGGUUCGAAUCAGAACAUUCAUGGACAACUGGACGAUGUGUACUGCCAACAGCAACCAUUUCCUGUCACACUUGCCGCUUGUGGAAAGAAAGCGACGGAAUACUAA